Molecule: messenger RNA, 2971 nt
Organism: Amphiprion ocellaris (clown anemonefish)
Lineage: Eukaryota; Metazoa; Chordata; Actinopteri; Pomacentridae
Gene: foxred1
Product: FAD-dependent oxidoreductase domain containing 1
Exons: 11
Coding region: 170-1702 (510 amino acids)
Cellular component (GO): cytoplasm
Molecular function (GO): oxidoreductase activity
Source: RefSeq, a predicted model, not a curated record
UUUAUUUGACUCAGCUUUUCUGUGACCUCGUCGCUGUCACUUUAUAGACAACGUUGAACGUCUCUUUAAAGAGAUGUGAAAGUUUUUUGUCGCUGCUCUUGUUAUGUUUUGCACGGAGUCUGUUAGCCGCGAAGCUAAUUAAGCUAACCCAGCUAGCUCGUUAGCAGCGAUGUCAGCGUGGCGGCGGCUGCGGGUGAAGCUGCGGUCGGUUCCGGGAUUCCUCGUCUCCAUACGGCCGACACAGAGACACACGAGCCCGUAUGGACGUCUAACGUUGUGUCGAAGCCUGAGCACUGGUUCACAUCUCCGAAAUGAAUUCUUUAAAGACCUGGAGGCCCAGCUGGCAGCCUUCAGGAAGAAGGCUGCGGAUGCUCUGCCGGGGAGCAGCUGGUCUCCUCUGCAGAUCAACCCCAACCUUCCCCCGGAGAGAGCCGACAUAGUGAUAGUCGGAGGCGGCGUGGUGGGCUGGUCCAUCGCCUACUGGCUCAAACAGAAGGAGAUGGUCCGAGGAGGGGUGAGGGUCGUUGUUGUGGAGAAAGAUCCAACGUACUCCCAGGCCUCCACGGUUCUGUCUGCUGGGGGGAUCCGACAGCAGUUCUCCCUGCUGGAGAACAUCCACCUUUCUCUGGCCUCCGCAGACUUCAUGAGGAACAUUAACGAGCAUCUCGGCGUGUUGAACGAAGACCCGGUGGACCUGCAGUUCAACCAAUCAGGAUACCUCUUCCUGGCGAAUGAGGAAGUGGCUCACAUUAUGGAGGAGAACUACAGCACCCAGAGGUAUGCUGGAGCCAAAGUUUCUCUUCUCUCCCCGACACAACUGAAGCAGAAGUUUCCGUGGGUAAACACAGACGGGGUGGUGCUCGCAUCAUACGGGCUGGAGAACGAAGGCUGGUUCGACCCCUGGACUCUGCUGAACGCCUUCAGGAGGAAAGCUAUCUCUAUGGGAGUCAUUCAGUGCUACGGAGAAGUUACAGAUUUUAAAUGUACAACAAACGUAUUGAGAACUUCUUCUGGGGAUACUGUGGAUCUAAAGAGAAUAGGAUCUGUCAAAGUGCAGAUGCCCAACAGCCUGGAGUACCAGCCGGUGGAAUGUGCCAUUGUGGUCAAUGCAGCAGGAGCCUUUUCUGGUAAACUGACCGAGAUGCUGGGAAUUGGCUCCGGCCCCAAAGACUCCAUCGCUGGAAUUCCGCUGCCUGUUGAGCCUCGGAAAAGGUAUGUGUACGUGGUCCACUGUCCCGACGGUCCAGGUUUAGACACUCCCUUCUUGAUUGAUUACUCUGGAGUUUACUUCAGAAGAGAAGGUUUAGGAGGAAACUACAUCGCUGGGGUUUCACCAGAGGAGGCGGAGGAGCCGGAUACCAGCAAUCUCGAGGUGGACCACCAGUUUUUUGAGGAAAGGGUUUGGCCUGGUUUGGCUCACCGAGUUCCUGCUUUUGAGAAACUGAAGGUGACCAGUGCCUGGGCAGGUUUCUACGACUACAACACCUUCGACCAGAACGGCAUCAUCGGUAUUCACCCCCUCAUCAACAACAUGUACUUGGCCACCGGCUUCAGUGGCCACGGCCUGCAACAUUCGCCCGCGGUGGGUCGCGCUGUGGCAGAACUGAUCCUGGACGGAAACUUUAAAACUAUUGACUUGAGCAACUUCAGCUUCAGACGGAUUCUGACCCAAGAACCGAUGCUGGAGAAAAACAUCGUGUAGCGAAGCUAGAAUCUGGACUCGUACUGUUCACGCUGAUGCCAAUGACAAAUUAUUACAAUUCAGGUCUUAUUUUUGUAGCUGGUAACUUUAUUUUUAUCAGUAAUAUUGAGGCGGUAUUCACCAGAUUUGUUACUAAACUUUGGGAACUUAAUCACAACAGUCAGUUAUUUCAGAAAAUGUCCAAACACAACAUUUAUUUAUAAACGUGAGCUGCAGAAAUGAUGUCUCUUGUCAGGAAUAAAGGAGGAAGUCGUGUGAGAUUUGGGUGGGUGAAUGGGUCAACAAAACAUCAGGAUUCAGUUUCCUACAGACAGUAAAUCAUACUCCUUUUAAAGAUUCAGUCAUUCUUGAACACAAACUGAACCAUAACAGUGUCAGAAAGUUGAUUUCUAACAGUGGUUUUGUAACUGUUGUGGAAGGCACUAACAAUCGAUUGAUUAAUCAGUCAAUGGAUCAAUCAAACUGUGAUUUACAAAGUUGGUCACCUUCUGUACAGGCAAUUGACACGACAAUAAUAAGUUCAAAUUAGGGCUGCAGCUAUCGACUAUUUUAGUCAUUGAGUAUUCUAUCGAUUAUUCUAGCGAUUACUCGAGUGAUCAGACUUCACGCUUUGCACACGUGUUACAGUAUCGAAAGUGGAAGUGAGCCCACUGUGUAACAGAAAAAACCGUCCUGGUGGAACACGGGCGGACAUCUGCAGUGUGUUGUGCAUAUAUAGUAUGAUACAGGGGUAUAUCACAUAUAUAGUAUAGUACAGGGGUAUAGUACAUAUAUAGUAUGGUACAAGGGUAUUCAGUUAAAACUAAAGUCACGGGAACCCGACAUGUAUUUAGUUGGUGAUGAAGAAAUACCAUAAAUCUGUCUUUCUUUGGUCCGUUUAAAUUGCUGGUACUGCAGCUGAUUGAACAAAAAUUAGAAAACUGAUCAGUUUAUUAGUAUUUGUUACAGGGAAUAUUCAGUCAGUAACAAGUUUCACUUCACUUUGAUUUGGCCACAGAUUAAAGUGAUUUCCUUCAAUAUAAGACGGUGCCAGACCUACUUGCACUUCAAUACAAUAUCAUGUUUGAAUAUAUAAAGUCUGAUAGUUUUAUUGUGCAGUUGUCUGUUAGAAAUAAUCAUCUGCAUCGAUUGGUAAAAUGUAUUUCACACGUUUGACAGUUUUCUACCAGCAUUCCUGUCUUACAUCAUUUCCAGUUGCAGCUUUUUACUGUUAUGGAUUUUUAUAGUCCUCAUUGUUCUCCAUUAAAACAGUGAUUUUGUGGAAAACGA